Messenger RNA from Polychytrium aggregatum, 1159 nucleotides. RefSeq lists its product as uncharacterized. The coding region runs from base 402 to 1022 and encodes 206 amino acids. The transcript has 4 exons. The record is from RefSeq and is a predicted model, not a curated record. NCBI's taxonomy places the organism in Eukaryota, Fungi, Chytridiomycota, Chytridiomycetes, Polychytriales.
CGGGUGAAAGGUAGUGUCCGAUUCUCUGUUUCCUUGCCACCAGUCUGACCGGCUCUAUGGGUUGCCCCCCCCGUUUUCCCCAUGUGUAUCUGCCGGCCUUCCUCCACAAUUUCAUUCCUGGCUCGAGUGGAGAUGCUUGUUCCAAAUUGCUUCUUAUCCGCACUUGAUCAUAUCUGGAUGGCGACGGCAUUGUAAUCCACUGCCGAACGCUGCCCCAUCACGAUCGGAUUGCCCUCGACUGCUGCUUUUCUUCGUGGUGAUUCCAUUCGACGGAAUCCAAACGUGACGGGAUCAACAGGAUCAACAGGAUCAGCAGGAUUAACAGGAUCAGCAGGAUCGCAUGUUACCUGCCUUUGCAAUCGACUCUUCACGGUCUUUCCGAAAGCGUAUUCCUCCAUCGGAUGGGAUCGGAUGGGAUGGGAUGGGAUCGGAUCGGAUCGGACCACGUUCAACCGAGCACCAUCGAUGUCGAUAUAAUCGAGCUGGCUUUGGAUGCAAGAUCUGUCGCAGCCCUUGGUACCAUUGGCGGCCACAAUCUGGUUGCUUUCAUGAAGUGGCACUUGCUCUGCACCUCCCCCUACCCUUUCGCUCGCAAUGCUUCACUUUUUCUAACUCCUUACUGGGAGACUUCGUUUUUCCGUCUUGCGUCUCGUUCGUUGCGUCUCGUUCGUUGCGUCGUCAGCAUAUAUGUUUUUUUGUUGUCGAAUCAAUCGUGCUUGAAUUCCUGCAUCACGCGAUCCGGCGCUUCCGCCGACAUCCGAACGAAUAGCUGUGCCUCGGAUCCGAUAUGUCAAUCAUACUCAUCAUCGUCCUCGUCUCUCCUCCUUUCCUCCUCUCUUCAAUGUCGACGCAGUGACUACAUACUUGAACUGGUGCAGCAUCCCCUCCGGGCGCGAUGCUGUGGUCUUGGACAGAAGGCAAACUAUCGGCCGAUCGACCCAGCCCCUAUUCUCAAAGGAUUGACUCGGAAUCCUCCGGACAUGAAACGGACGAGCAUCACCAGUUCGACGCCCUCCUGCUAGGGCUAUCAAUUGGGAUUGUCUCUGCUUCCGGGCUUUGACGACAUCGUCACUGCUAUCGGCCUUGUCUUUCAGCGGUCCUACCUACCUCGUGUCGUUCCGCUGCUCAUAUUGUAGUUGGUGCUCUGCGACGGGGGGGG